AUGAACAUCGUUAACCGGGAGAGUGACGAGCCAAGCAUCUACGCCAACCUGAAGGUCUUCGGCAGAGAGAUCACCUUCGUAGACCUGUACGGAGCCGACAUCGUCCGCGGAAUCAUGAACGAAGGCAUGGUCAGCCUGCCCAACAUUGAGAGGAAGCUGCGCGAGGGAUACGAUCUCACAUUCACCAAGAUUCAGCCACUCGUCAUGGCUCGCACCAUCGUGCCGACACACGCCGGUCUGCCCUUACAGCUGCACCUGUGUGGAGUCAAGGUCAUCACCAACAAGGGCGUCGUGAGAGGUUCCUUCGAGCCGGCUCUGUACCAGACCCAGCGCCUCAACAUUCCAAACUCUCUGACACUGACCGCGGACAUCGUCCCAAGGGUCAUCGUUGACAUCGUCGGAAACAUGACAGUCAAGCUGGCCACCUUCAGCGCAGGCGCUGGCAUCACCGCUCAGCUCGCUGUUGAGAAACCGAUCCGUGGCAGCGUUAACAUCGACAUCGCCACCAAGCAGCUGACAGUCGAUAUGGAGCCCGUCGAGACCACCGAGUUGGAAGUAGCGAAGUUUGAGGUAAAGCCAGUCACCUACUUUAUCCGCACCCCAUUCACCAGCUUCGUGUCCCGCCACGCCUACGUGAGCGGUCCCAGCUACUACCAAGAAGAGCUGAUCACCGGAGAGGAGAGCAGCAUUCCGUACGAGUACACCUAUGAGACAGAUUGCCCAGCCUUCGGAAAGCGUGCCCUCUACGCAGCGAGGCUGAACAUGCCCUUGCCCGGAGCACCACACAUGCCAUUCAAUGGAUACCAGCUUUUGGCCAUCCGCACCAGGCCCAUCACCCCUCGCCAGGUUCAGUUCGUUCUGAAGCUCACCAACAACGCAGCCAACAUCCCGAGAGUGCAGACCUCCCGCUGGUCCAUCCACAGCCCGAGCCCCAUCAUGUCUGAGCAGCCAUACACCUAUGCCAUAUACGCUGCCGUCAAGAGUCAAGGCGAUCAGGUGUUCCACGAAGCUCUGCUCAGCUACCAGUACUCUGAAUACUUCAAGAAGCAGUACGUAAGCUUGGAAGUUACCGGACAGGAAUACAUCUUCAACGUGAACGGACGCGUUCUCUUCCCUGAGAUUGACGUGUCCAUCCGCAGACCACUGUCAGAGCUUACCGGAAUGCUAGGAAACGUAGAGGGUGAACUCAACAUUGAGUGGAGCCACAGACAACAGGCAAAGAAGGCCGUCCAGAUCAUGUUCACGUCUGAGAAGACAGCGGAGCAGCUCGAAUACGAGCCGGAGAGACUGAGGGAGAUCUACGAGACUGAGCGCACCCCGAGGCAGUGGCGUGCGUCAGAGAGCUUCACCGAGCUGAGACAGAUGACAUUCAUCGUGCGCAACUAUGAGGAGAUUCCAGAGUACCUGGCUGAAUACAUGUACAAGUACCACCUGUACACGAUGGGCAAACUGUGGAGCUACAUUGGAGAGCAUGAAGUCACCUUUAGAUCUGCCCCGAGAUACACUCCAGGACAGAUCAAGUUCAUCACCAAGCUGUACCCCAACAACCGUCAGGUCGACGUGAUCAUUGAGAGCCCACAGCAGAAGGUUUCCUACCUGCGCCUGCCUCUCCCCUUCGCCCUGGAGCCUCUCUCAUACCGUAGGAGCGUCUUCACCAACUACAUCCAGAAGGUCACCGGUGAUACAUACUGCGAGCUGUACAGCAACAACCAGCUGCGUACAUUUGAUGCCGUCAACUACACUCUGCCCCUGAAGUCGUGCGAGCACAUCCUGGCCAAGGACUGCAGCAGUGACAACGCAUACACUGUCGUUCUCAGCAAGGACUCGACCACCAACAAGAAGAUUGUGAAGAUCAUGACCGAGGGCAAGACUGUUGAGAUCAUGACCCCUACUAAGGUGAUCGUUGACGGAGCGCCCAUUAACGCACAGGAGGAGUACAUUGUCAGGAAGGACCCGUCCAACGCCAGCAGCAAGGUUGUGCUGAAGGUCAUGUACGAAGCUGCCAACCUCGUUACGGUCAAGGCCCCGGAGAUCGGUCUCAUCGUCAGCAGUGACGGCGCCAGCGUCAAGAUCGAGCUGCCCAACCGCUACAGAAGCAAGCUGUGCGGCCUGUGCGGCGACUUCAACAGCGAGAUGAAGGACGAGCUGGUCGGACCAAAGCGCGAGAUCUACACCAACCUGCACCACUUUGUCAAGAGCUACGUUAUCCCGAACAGCUGCCAGGUGAACGGAGACUACGAGUCGUACGGCGCAUACAGGCCCUACGAGUACGAGACCGAGCAGGGCAACGCCUACAACAGGGCCUACGAACCCGAAUCCGGCGUGUACGGAGAGAGGACCUUCGAACCCGAAUCCGGUGUGUACGGAGAAAGGCCCUUCGAACCCGAAUCCGGCGUCUACGGAGAAAGGACCUUCGAACCUGAAUCCGGUGUCUACGGAGAAAGGACAUACGAACCCGAAUCCGGCGUGUACGGAGAAAGACCCUGGGAAUCCAAGACCGGCGUUUACGGAACCAGGGGCUACGGAAUCGGAUCCAACGAGUACGGAGUCAGGCCGUAUGAUAGCGAGGAUGAAUCUAUCCAGUAUUCGUGGCCGACCAACGCAUACGACUACGAGAACCCAGACUUCAUCAGACCAGAGUUGGAAGAUGAGUUCGAAGAGUCCAGGCUGCCAGUUGAUACCUUGUUUGGACACGGAACCGUUCGCAAGACCAUGGUCAUCGAAACCGACCAGUUCCCGCCGCAGAUCUGCUUCUCCGUCGUCCCCAUCGUCGACUGCCAGCAGGGAUACUAUCCGGAGCCAUCCGUCAGCAAGCAGCUGAAGGAGACUGGCUUCACCUGCAUCGACGCCCGCGAGCCUUCCGCAGUGGAGAAGAAGCGCGAAGCCAUGAUCCGCGUUCUGCCGGAGAUGGCCACCAAGACGAUCCACCGCAAGCAGAUCGUCGAGGAGCCAAAGCAGUGCACCCAGAGAUAUUAGAUGCGGAGAUAGCAUACGGAUAAUAAAUCGCCCCAUGGUGAACCCGCUGUGCCGCGUUGAUUGCAGUCUACAGUAACGACGGCCGCAGGUUCAAUGAUUCACCAGCAGUGGGUGGUUAUGGUUGACGCACGCCCAUUCGCUAUAGAUCGACCAGUGUUCUGUUUUGAGUAUACGUAGUCGUAAUAACGUAGGUUCUUUCUUGGAUUUGCUGACGCCUAAUAAGAUAUAAAUGAAAAACAUUGCCGCUGUGGAGCAAUAAAUUAUUCGCUUUAAUCAUACCGUUAUUUAUAUUGUUUCAGUUCUUGAAUGUAAUGCAGCAGAUGACUUUCAUGACUAUAGCAAACUUUCUAAUUCAUUACUGACCUGUAUCAAAACGCAGUAUGAAGUCAGCAUUCACAUUGAAAGUAUCAGAGUUAAAAUUUUAAACGAUUUGUUGACAGUUUGUAUUAACGGAUUUCCUUCCUCGUCUAAAUAUCACCUUCAAUGCCAAUUCCGAGCAAACUUCUAUAGUGAAUCUCGUUAUGAUAGAAAUCGCUAGUGUUACUAGAUGUUAGCCUUAAGGCAUUGUUAGCAAUGUGUUGUCAUCAAUGGAAAUUGCCAUAAAAGACGGCAUGAUCUAUGCCGGGUUUAGCAUAUUGUAACUCGCGACUUUUCUUGAACUAUAUAUUCGUUGUUUUAUUGAGAAUAUAUAACCAGUUGUUUUUGUAAUUCUUGUUGCACAUUGCCAGAGAAACAAUCCUUGAUGUUCUAUGCCGGGUUUAGCAUAUUGUAACUCGCAACUUUUCUUCAACUAUAUAUUCGUUGUUUUAUUGAGAAUAUAAAA
Priapulus caudatus is the source of this 3799-nucleotide messenger RNA. RefSeq lists its product as uncharacterized. Lineage: Eukaryota; Metazoa; Priapulida; Priapulimorpha; Priapulimorphida; Priapulidae. Gene Ontology annotation, molecular function: lipid carrier activity. Bases 1 to 2976 code for a protein of 991 amino acids. The transcript has 17 exons. Gene Ontology annotation, biological process: lipid transport. The record is from RefSeq and is a predicted model, not a curated record.